AUGAUCUAUCUCAGAAAGGAUAUAGAUGAAUUUGAUGAUCAACUUCACAAUCUUCUCGACAAGAAGCUCAUUGAAAGAACAAAAAGCCCUCAUAGCAGCCCUGCUUUUAUGGUACGAAACCAUAGUGAGGUUAAACGAGGUAAAGCCCGUAUGGUCAUCAACUAUAAGCAGCUUAAUGAACAUAUAAUUUUUGAUGGCUAUUUUAUUCCUCGAAAAGAUGUUCUUAUUAAUCAAACUCGUGGAGCAAAAAUCUUCAGCAAGUUUGAUAGUAAAGCAGGAUUUUGGCAAAUAAAAUUACGGAAAAAAUCUAAGCCAUUAACUGCUUUCAGCACACCAAGUGGUCAUUAUCAGUGGACCGUUAUGCCAUUUGGUCUCAAUACUGCAUCUCAGAUAUAUCAAAGAUGGAUGGACAAGAUCUUUAAUGACCUUAAAGACUUUGUUGUUAUAUACAUCGAUGAUAUUCUUGUCUUCUCUAAAACAAGAGAUGAACACAGAAAACAUCUCCAAUGUCUUUCAGAAAAACUGAAAAACCAUGGAAUCAUUCUAUCUCCAACAAAGAUAGAUGUUGAACAGGAAUCUAUAGAUUUCCUUGGCCUAGUUUUAACCCACAAAGAUCUUGAAAUUCCUCGCAAUUGGUUAUUCGAAGAUAUCAACUCAGAACCAAAAUUGCGCGAAUCAGUGGUUUACAUAAACUUCGGGAGCAUAAUAGUCGUGACACCCAAUCAGAUGGUUGAGUUUGCAUGGGGACCUGCUAAUAGCAUACAAAAGUUCUUGGCGAUCAUCCGACCUGAUCUCGUCACAGGUGACCCACUAGUUCUGCCACCCGAGUUUUUGACAGAGACUAAAAAUAGAGGUAUGUUAGCUUGCUGGUGUGACCAAGGACAAGUGUUGAAGCAUCCCUCAAUUGGAGGGCUUUUGACACACUGUGGGUGGAAUUCUACGAUUGAAAGCGGUGUUGGCAUUGAGAUUGAUAGUGAUGUGAAGAGAGAGAAGGUGGAGAGGGUAGUGAGAGAGCUAAUGGAGGGAGAGAAUGGUAAGGAGAUGAAGAAUGGGGUGAUGGAGUUGAAGAAGAGAGCUGAAGAGGCCACUGGUUCUAGCCGAGGCUCUUCUUUCUUGAAUUUGGACAACUUGGUAGAGGAAGUGCUUCUGCUUCUGCCCACUGACAAAGUAUCCCAGGCUUAA
Molecule: messenger RNA, 1182 nt
Organism: Cornus florida
Lineage: Eukaryota; Viridiplantae; Streptophyta; Magnoliopsida; Cornales; Cornaceae
Product: (R)-mandelonitrile beta-glucosyltransferase-like
Exons: 3
Coding region: 1-1182 (393 amino acids)
Molecular function (GO): UDP-glycosyltransferase activity
Source: RefSeq, a predicted model, not a curated record